Messenger RNA from Lethenteron reissneri (Far Eastern brook lamprey), 2385 nucleotides. RefSeq names its product interferon regulatory factor 5-like. Gene Ontology annotation, cellular component: nucleus. Gene Ontology annotation, biological process: immune system process; regulation of transcription by RNA polymerase II. Lineage: Eukaryota; Metazoa; Chordata; Hyperoartia; Petromyzontiformes; Petromyzontidae. Gene Ontology annotation, molecular function: DNA-binding transcription factor activity, RNA polymerase II-specific; RNA polymerase II cis-regulatory region sequence-specific DNA binding; protein binding. The record is from RefSeq and is a predicted model, not a curated record.
GUCAUUUCUCGCUACGUCCGCGUUUCCGGGUGGAGGUUUCUGCUCAGGCGUGGAGAGUGAUCCACCUCGCGCGUGAUCCACCCCGCGUGAUCCACCCCGCGUGAUCCAUCUCGUGUGAUCCACCACCUCGCGUGAUCCACCCGGUGUGAUCCACCACCUCGCCCGUGAUCCAGCAUCUCGCGUGUGAUCCACCCCGUGAGUGCCAACUGAUCCACCCCGCGUGUUUAACCCCGUAUCAGCUGAUCGACCCCUUGAGUACCAGAUGAUCCACCCACGUGGACCAGCUGAUCCACCCCACGUGAUCCACCCCGUGGCUUGUGACAUCGUCGUAUCUGCAGUUUGGGGGGCUGUGGCGGUCGAGUUGGAGCUGUGGGCGCCAGGCUCGACUCGAGACCUGGGCGACUUCACAUCGGACAGCGUCAGAGACACGGGACGCGCACGGACUGCUGUUAGCGAGCGCCUAUUAAGGCUGGAGCGGCUUUGUCUCCCCAGUGUUGAUGGAUACAAACUCGCACACCGAAUCUGGCACGGUACUCAGGGCCGUGUUGGACAUCGCCACUGAUGGCAGCCGUGGCCUGCAACGGCUCCGUGGCCGCAGGGUCCACGCCAAGGACCGUGAGAUGUGAUGGCAGCGGCGACUUGGGGAGGCCCUCAUCCAACAGUGGACUGAUCAUGGCUCGUGAUGAUCGAUAUCGUGGGCCAUGCCUGUGAUGUCAGAGGCGACGUGAUGAGUGACGUGGCGGCUGAAGAAGGCGACGUCACAGGCCAUGCCCGGCAAGUGCCACACGCUCCUGCGGGACUGGCUGGGCAACCUGGCCGACGCGGGGCUCUACGGCGUCGCGUGGGAGGACGACUCCCGCUCCGCCGUGCGCAUCCCCUGGGACAGCGCCAAGAAGCGUCUCUCUCGGGACACCGACUCCAUCUUCCGGGCCUACGCGACCAUGAAGGGCCGCGUGGACUCGUCGAAGCCGUCCGACUGGCGCCAGUCGCUGCGCUGCGCGCUCGAGAAGAUGCUGGAGUGCGAGACGGACGGUGCCAAGCUCAGCCCGCCCGAGCUGUUCCGCGUCUACCGCCUGUUUCCCCGCACGACGGGCUGCUCGCACAACCAGAGAACAGCAGAGGUCUCUCAAGUGCCGGAGUUCCGGGCAAGUGAGAUGUCACAUCUCCAAAACUCGUUUGGCGAGAUGAAUAUUGAGCCUCACGGUGCCACUCUGCUGGCGCGCGGCGUGGGAGAAGACCCCGUGCUGUGCCCGCCCCUGGAGACGACGGGUACCCAGGAAGAGGUGGCCUAUCAUCUGGACCUACGCAUCGCCCUUCCUCACCAACACCACCACCACCCGGCGCCGGGCGAGUUCUACCAAGGCGGGGCCGUCCAGCCCUGCAUGCACGACUCCAACGUGUCCAUGGAGAGCGUGGGAUCCUUCCAGGGGGCGGCAGUGGCACCAGCGGUGAUGGAGGAGUUGGUGCACCAGCUCAAGGUGAGCAUCAGCUACUUCGGCCACGUCGUGCUGAUGACGGAGGUGGCCGCCGCCGCCGGGGUGCCGGUGGGCUGCCUCGUCUGCAACGAGGAGUGGGAGCCCAGUGAGGUGGCCAGGUACAGCCUGCCCGGCAUGCCGGAGCCUCGCGUCCUGCGCCUGCCCGCGCCACCCCCGCAGCUGGAGGAGAUCAAAAGGCAGGAGGUUGCGGAGAGAAUCUCCAUCAUGGGCAACGGGCUGCUGCUGGAGGCCACGCCGAAGGGGGUGGAGGCCACGCGCCUCUGCCGCUGCCGCGUCUUCUACUCGGGGCCCGGGCAGCACGCGAGCGAGAGGGCCAACGCCCUGACGCGCGCCGACAAGAGGACGCGCGCUCGCACGCUGCUCUACGACUUUGCGGACUUCCUGCAGAAGAUGAGCGCCUGGUAUGACGGUGGCGCCGACGCGCGGCGGCAGCCGCCCCCCGACUGCGACGUCGUGCUGUGCCUCGGCAGCAAGUGGCCCAACGGGAAGGCCGCGCACAACAAGGCCAUCACCGUGCAGGUGACGCACGUCCACUCCGAGAUGCUUCUGGCGACUGCAACUGGCAGGGAAGACCCGGAGCUCUCGGUCCCCAACUCCGCCGACAACUUCCUCUCCAUGAUGCGGCAGCUCCGCCGGUCGGACUGCGUCGAGUCACAGUGACGCGGGCGGCUGGUGGCCGGCCUCACCGGACGGGGCCCGGUGCUCCCAAUACCUUGAUGUAAAUGUGGGAAUCGACUUUUGUUUUAACGGAAAAAUAUGUCGCGUGAAGGAUGAUGUACAUUAAUAGCAAGGUCUGGCAUGUUAAUAGCAAUACGUUCAUUUUUAAUGUUGACAAACACAAAAGUGCACAUUCUCUCUUGUGAAUUAAAAUCAACAAUGUUUAUCGUGA